Messenger RNA from Miniopterus natalensis, 1404 nucleotides. It is a transcript of the gene CPN1, whose product is annotated as carboxypeptidase N subunit 1. Gene Ontology annotation, biological process: protein processing; peptide metabolic process. NCBI's taxonomy places the organism in Eukaryota, Metazoa, Chordata, Mammalia, Chiroptera, Miniopteridae. Gene Ontology annotation, molecular function: metallocarboxypeptidase activity; zinc ion binding. The record is from RefSeq and is a predicted model, not a curated record.
GGCCCUUGCCUUUGGGAGGCGGGAAGAGGAGGUUUGGGGAGAGGUGGGGCUCGUGCCCGGGGCGCCCUGGGCCAGCCCAGCGGGAUGCCAGGCCUGCGCGCAGUCCUCCUCCACCUCCUGCUGCUCCUCAAGCUGGUCACCCCGGUGACCUUCCGCCACCACCGCUACGACGACCUGGUGCGGACGCUGUACAGGGUGCACAACGAGUGCCCGCACAUCACGCGCGUGUACAGCGCGGGGCGCAGCGUGCGCGGCCGGCACCUCUACGUGCUGGAGUUCAGCGACCUGCCCGGGAUCCACGAGCCCCUGGAACCUGAAGUGAAGUACGUGGGGAACAUGCACGGCAACGAGGUGCUGGGCCGCGAGCUGCUGCUGCAGCUGUCGGAGUUCCUGUGCGAGGAGUUCCGCAGCGGGAACCAGCGCAUCGCGCAGCUGGUCCAGAGCGCGCGCAUCCACAUCAUGCCGUCCAUGAACCCCGACGGCUACGAGGUGGCGGCCGCCCAGGGCCCAGAUAUUUCUGCAUAUCUGGUUGGCAGGCACAAUGCAAAUGGAGUGGACCUGAACCGCAACUUCCCCGACCUCAAUACUUACAUCUACUACAACGAGAAGCAUGGAGGCCCCAACCACCACUUGCCCCUUCCAGACAACUGGAAAAGCCAGGUGGAACCCGAGACCCGGGCCGUGAUCCAGUGGAUCCGCUCCUUCAACUUCGUCCUGUCGGCCAAUCUCCACGGAGGAGCGGUGGUGGCCAACUACCCGUAUGACAAGUCCCUGGAGCACAGGGUGCGAGGCUUCCGCCGCACUGCCAACACGCCCACGCCCGAUGACAAGCUUUUUCAGAAGCUGGCCAAGGUCUACUCCUACGCACAUGGGUGGAUGCACCAUGGUUGGAACUGUGGGGAUUACUUCCCAGACGGCAUCACCAAUGGGGCUUCCUGGUAUUCUCUCAGCAAGGGAAUGCAAGACUUUAAUUACCUCCAUACCAACUGUUUUGAGAUCACCUUGGAACUGAGCUGCAACAAAUUUCCCCCUGAAGAAGAUUUACAGCGCGAGUGGCUGGGUAAUCGGGAAGCCCUAAUCCAAUUCUUGGAGCAGGUGCACCAAGGCAUCAAGGGAAUGGUGCUUGAUGAGAAUAAUAAUUACCUCCCUAAGGCUGUUAUUUCUGUCAGUGGGAUUAAUCAUGAUGUCACUUCAGGUGAUCACGGUGAUUACUUCCGGCUGCUGCUUCCAGGCACCUACGUGGUCACUGCCACAGCACCUGGGUUCGACCCAAAGACAGUGACUGUGACCGUGGGUCCUGGGGAACCAAAACGGGUUGACUUCCAACUCAGGAGAAGUAUCCCUCCAGUCACCAAGUUCCCAGCGCAGCACUUGGAGACAGAGUCCUACCAAAGCCCCGGGUAG